AUGCCGCUUUCACCACAUCUGCUAGCAAUUGUACACACCACGGUCCUCAUUGGGCUAGCAAAGUAUGAAUCGGGGCUUAUUACAGAUAGUGAACUUCAGAAUGAGAUUAGCCACUGUAUUUCUGUCAAUCAAUCAACCAAUCUUGAGAACAAAAUGUUGAUAGGAUUGGUGUUGUUUGAUAGCUUAUAA
Messenger RNA from Pyrenophora tritici-repentis Pt-1C-BFP, 189 nucleotides. Lineage: Eukaryota; Fungi; Ascomycota; Dothideomycetes; Pleosporales; Pleosporaceae. The record is from RefSeq and is a predicted model, not a curated record.